Molecule: messenger RNA, 3738 nt
Organism: Entelurus aequoreus (snake pipefish)
Lineage: Eukaryota; Metazoa; Chordata; Actinopteri; Syngnathiformes; Syngnathidae
Gene: pah
Product: phenylalanine hydroxylase
Exons: 14
Coding region: 63-1448 (461 amino acids)
Biological process (GO): L-tyrosine biosynthetic process; L-phenylalanine catabolic process
Molecular function (GO): iron ion binding; phenylalanine 4-monooxygenase activity
Source: RefSeq, a predicted model, not a curated record
CACACGCGCGCACACACACACACGCACGCACACAUGCACACCACACCUGGCCAGUAGCUAACAUGGACGCUGCUUAUAAGAAAAUCAACGGAAACUACGCCCAGGAUGUGGAUGCAGACAACCAGGAGACCGGGACGAGGAGGCGGGGCUCCAUGUACCUGGAGGAGGAGACCAACAAGAAGUCUGAAGUGAUCACCUGCAUUUUCUCCCUGAAGGAGGAGGUGGGAGCGUUGGUCAAAGCGCUGCGACUUUUUGAGGACAAGGGCAUCAAUCUCAUGCACAUCGAGUCGCGUCCCUCACGCAUCAGCAAGGAGCAGUACGAGUUCUUCAUCAGCGUGGACCCCGCCUACUCCCAGGCCCUGGACGAGGUCAUCGACUGCCUGCGAACGCAGAUCAGCGGCCACGUGCACGAGCUGUCACGCAACAAACAGAAGGACACCGUGCCCUGGUUUCCUAACGACAUCCAGGACUUGGACCGCUUCGCCAACCAGAUCCUCAGUUACGGCUCGGAGCUGGAAUCGGAUCACCCAGGCUUCACAGACCCGGUGUACCGUGCCCGCAGAAAGGAGUUUGCUGACAUCGCCUACAACUACAGACACGGCCACCCCAUACCACGGGUGGAGUACACAGAGGAGGAGAGGGCCACCUGGGGCACCGUGUUCAAGGAGCUAAAGACCCUGUACCCGACUCACGCCUGCCGGGAGCACAACCGAGUCUUCCCCCUGCUAGAAAAGUACUGCGGCUACAGGCAGGACAACAUCCCGCAGCUGGAGGACGUAUCCCGCUUCUUGCAGUCCUGUAGUGGUUUCCGACUUCGCCCAGUGGCCGGCCUGCUUUCCUCCCGGGAUUUCCUAGCCGGACUCGCUUUCCGUGUCUUCCAUUCCACGCAGUACAUCCGCCACGGCUCCAAGCCUACGUACACCCCUGAGCCGGAUAUCUGUCAUGAACUCCUGGGACAUGUCCCUCUUUUUGCAGAUCCAGGUUUUGCCCAGUUCUCACAAGAGAUUGGUCUGGCUUCCCUCGGCGCCCCUGACGAGUACAUUGAGAAACUUGCCACGGUCUACUGGUUCACUGUGGAGUUUGGUCUGUGCAAGCAGGGCUCUGAGACCAGAGCUUUUGGAGCAGGCUUGUUGUCCUCGUUCGGAGAGCUGCAGUACUGCCUGACUGACAAACCCCAACUGCUGCCCUUCGACCCGGAGAAGACCAGCCUCCAAAAGUACCCAAUCACAGAGUUCCAGCCCAUCUACUUUGUGGCCGAGAGCUUUGAUGACGCCAAAGAGAAAGUCAGGAAGUUUGCCGGCACCAUUCCGCGGCCGUUCUCGGUGCGCUACAACCCUUACACUCAGAGUGUGGAGGUGCUGGACAACACCCAGCAGCUCAGGAACCUGGCCGACAGCAUCAACAGUGAAAUGGGGAAAUUGUGCGAAGCCAUGCGGAAACUGGAGUGACUUCGCCACGGCUCCCGAGCGGCCUGAAGCUUGUUAUACUUGCAUGUCAGCUAAAGAAUAUUCUCUUUGUGAAUCAUCUAUAUCAGGGGUGUCAAACUUGUUUUCACUGAGGGCCACAUUGCGGUUACAGCUGCUCUUCAAGGGCCACUUGUUACAGUGAAUAUAUAUAUCACUAUAUAUCAAUCAAUCAAUCAAAGUUUAUUUAUACAGCCCUAAAUCACAAGUGUCUCAAAGGGCUGCACAAGCCACAACGAUAAUCCAUGCAUGAAUUUUGUUAUUGUAUAAUCUAAUGAUAUUAUUACACAAUUCCAUGUGCAUUUGUUCUGUACAAACUGAUGGAUACUUGCUAUUGAAAUCGGGGUGACAUUUUUUUUUUUAUUCUCACAAAUUUUUGUCCAAACUUUUUCACCAAGGGCCGCAUCCUAAAAAAUUGAAGACUGUGGGGGCCAUUUUGAUACCUUUUUUAUUUUAUAAAAAGAAACGCUAAAAACAGUUAUGACAUAUUUAAAGACAAAGCUUAGUGUCAGCUUUGUGUUAUAGCAGAGGUGUCCAAAGUGCGGCCCGGGGGCCAUUUGCGGCCCGCAGCUAAUCGUUCACCGGCCCCCCACACAUUCUGCAAAAAUUGCAAAAUUGAUAGUAUUGCAAAAAUUAAAAAAAAACAUUCCUAAAAAAGUGGAAUGAGGUGAAAUCUAACGAGAAAAAGUUGCAAUGUUGACACAAAGCCGCCAUGCAGGCUGUUUUUUUUUUCUUUUGUCUUUGUUUAUUUUUAAUUUUUUUCCAUUGCUCGAGAAAAAAGAAGAAGAAAAAAGACAAAAAAAUCUAUGUUACAAUGAAUUAUUACUUAAAAAAAAUGUCACUUUAAAAUGUUUUAUGUGGAAAAAAUAUUGCAUGUAUUGUGUGGUUGCCAUAUAAAAAAAUAAAAGUUUUAAUUUGACAAAAGAGCAUAAAACAAACAAAAUAAUAGUUCAAACGUAAAAUCGACAGAUAUAUCUGAAGUUGAUCUUGUAAUUUAAGUGUGAAAAGUAAAUGGAUCACUUUAUGAGUGGGAAAUAUAUUUGGGGGGAUUUUAUUUACAUUUUCACUGUGAUUACUCAUAAAUAUUAAAAAAUUCAAAUCAAUGGUGUCCUGCAUUAUUGAUCUUUUAGGGCUCUAAUUACUAAAUACUGCAUAUUUCAGUUUUACUAUAAAAAACAAAGUUGUCUUUGACAGAAAAGGCAACUUUUUGGUUGAUUCAGGUUGAUAUCUCUGUAUCAACCUGAAGUUGAUACAGAGAUAUACUAUAAAAAAUAAUAAUAAUAAUUUGACUUAUUUUUAACAUUUUAAUGACUGAGACCCUUGACCCUUGAUUGGUCCCCGGGAGCCCUAAAGGUUAAAAAAAAAAAAAAUCUAUAUAUUUUGUUAUGGUUUGAAAAUGAAAAAUAUCGAAAAUGGCCCCUGUAUGCUUAAAUUUUUCCGUGUGUGGCCCUCAGUGGAAAAAGUUUGGACACCCCUGUGUUAUAGGUGACAUAGUCUACUAUUUUAGUUAGUACAGGGGUAAUAAAAUGUAAGCAAAAAGACGUAAUGUAAUGAGAAAAAGAUGAAAUGUUGAUACUAAUAACUAAUAAUAAAACACGUUGUCACGUAUAACACAAAUCCGACCCUAACUCUUGUCUUAAAAUAUAAAAAAUGUCUGUUUUGAUCUUCUCUUUUUUUUUUUUUUUUUUACAAAAUAAAAGUAUUUUAAAAUGGCCGCCACAUACUUUGACUUUUCAGUAUGCGAUCUCGGUGGAAAAAGUUUUAACACGUUUGGAUUUAUCAAAAUCACAUUUUUGCUCUUUUUUUUUUUUACAUUUUUACUGUUGUUUUUUUAUCCAAAAUCAAGCUGCAGGCUGCACUUUGGACACCCUUGUGUUGAAAUAAUGUGUUUUCUGCAUGGUCCCGUUGUUCUCACGUUUAGAGGAAAUGCCACGUUUCUGUCAAAAACUGAAAGAACCAAUAUUUUUCCUGUGAAAGAUAAAGUUGACUUAUUCUCAGACUUACCAGGGCCACACAAAAACAAAAACCGAUGUGGCAGCCAGAUGUGGCCCCCGGGCCUUGAGUUUGACACCUGUGAUCUACAUAGAUGAAGUCCGCAGCCAAAUAUUUGUUACUUUAUUAAAUAGUUGUAUUAAAACAUGAUUUUACGUAUAAUAGUCACAUUAGUGAGAGUUUAAUUCAAAUCCGAGCCUGUAUUAUCCUUUUCUUGUCACUUGGCAAAAUGCUUUAUUUUGUGCAUGAAAUAUUUUGAAGACACAAAUAAAUAAUAUAAAAA